Aspergillus puulaauensis is the source of this 525-nucleotide messenger RNA. RefSeq names its product putative iron-sulfur cofactor synthesis protein (Isu1) (gene ISU1). Gene Ontology annotation, cellular component: cytoplasm; mitochondrial matrix. Bases 1 to 525 code for a protein of 174 amino acids. Lineage: Eukaryota; Fungi; Ascomycota; Eurotiomycetes; Eurotiales; Aspergillaceae. Gene Ontology annotation, molecular function: ferrous iron binding; 2 iron, 2 sulfur cluster binding. Gene Ontology annotation, biological process: intracellular iron ion homeostasis; iron-sulfur cluster assembly. The record is from RefSeq and is a predicted model, not a curated record. The transcript is spliced from 4 exons.
AUGCAAUCCAUCAGAACUGCUCUUCGCAUGACCAGCGCGGUCCGCCCUGGCAUCGCCAGUCGCAACAUCGUCCCCCCUUCCAUGGCUAACUUCCUCAAACUGAUCGAUCACUACUCAAACCCCCGCAAUGUUGGUGCUCUGAACCGCAAGUCCGUCGAUGUAGGCACCGGUCUCGUCGGCGCCCCCGCCUGUGGCGACGUUAUCCGACUCGACAUCCAGGUGGAUGAGGCGACUGGAAAAAUCACCGAGACCCGUUUCAAGACCUUCGGCUGUGGUUCAGCCAUUGCUAGCUCAAGCUAUCUGACCACCCUGUUGAGGGGCAAGACCUUGGACGAAGCCGCCAAGAUCACCAACACAGAUAUUGCUUCUGAACUCUGCUUACCACCUGUCAAAUUGCACUGCUCUCUCCUUGCCGAAGACGCCGUCACAGCCGCCAUCAAGAACUACCGAUCGAAGAGAAUCACGCCGGCCACUGACCUUUCCGGAACGGCGAAGGAAAUCCCCACGGAGGCCGCGCAGGCAUAA